Leptinotarsa decemlineata (Colorado potato beetle) is the source of this 701-nucleotide messenger RNA. RefSeq lists its product as uncharacterized. The record is from RefSeq and is a predicted model, not a curated record. NCBI's taxonomy places the organism in Eukaryota, Metazoa, Arthropoda, Insecta, Coleoptera, Chrysomelidae.
ACAAAAUCCGACGCGAAAUUCUAACCCUAAUUUAUUUUCUCAAACAAGCUGAACCGGUGCACAUUUGCGAGUUGGUGAAUAUUCGUUCAUCCAAUGGAUUUGUCCAAAGAGUUAAACCAAAUUGCGAUAAACGGAAGAGAGGCUGAAAUAAGAGCCAAGAAAAUGUAUGAAAUGACCGAAAGAAAGUACGAUUUGCAGAGGAAAAUCAAAGACGCAAACACGAUGCUGCAGGUGAAGAAAGAGAAUUUGACAGAUAUUCGAAAAGAAACAGUCAGUCUUAGUUGUAAGUUAUCGGUCGUAACAGCAAAAGAACAGAUUGCAAAAGAAACUGUUCAUGAAUUGGUGCAUCAAGUCGUUGCAGCUGAAAAAGAAACUGAAGAUGCCCAGAAAUCUUACUGGCAGCAAAUCAAUGAUUUCAUACUAAGCUCUACCCAGUAUUUAAAGAAACAUUCUCGUCCGAUGAAGAAAAAGGAAAGCAAUCUUGAAAUGACGAAAGAUGCGAGAGAAUUGAAAUUACGAUAUUUGAAACUGGAGGGCGAGUUAGAAGCUUGCCGUUCUUUUGAAAAAUAUCAAAUUAGAAAAAUUAAGGAACUGAAAUUAUUGAAGGAGAUGAUGGAAAUCUGAAAGCAUUGAGUGCGUUGAAAAAUAAAAAAAUAUAAUUCCUGAAAAGUAGAGUAGAGUAGUUUCAGUUUGUUUCAAUG